Messenger RNA from Pseudo-nitzschia multistriata, 939 nucleotides. Lineage: Eukaryota; Bacillariophyta; Bacillariophyceae; Bacillariales; Bacillariaceae. The record is from the annotation of a GenBank genome assembly.
AUCUGGUACCGUAUCGAUUGUCACCACGAUCACAAAAACCGAACACUGCCAUGGAAACAACGAAGACAAGUGCCGGGGACGCCGAUAGCAGCGGCAGCGGCACGAGUGUCGAGAUUGGAUUCAUUGACUACCGCGACGAGUCCCAGUUGGAGCACGUGGAUCGUCUCGUGGCCGUGGAUUUGUCGGAGCCCUAUAGCAUCUUCACGUACCGUUACUUUUUAAACCGUUACCCCGACUUGUGCAUCCUCGCAGUGGACAAGAAAUCCGGAGAAGUUUGUGGUUGUGUUGUUGGAAAGAUAGAUGUAGAGACCAACACGAGCGUGGCCACUGGCGACCAUUCGAACGUUGUCUUGGACGACGCCGAGAGCAGCGAUCUAGACACUAGCGACCGAAAGAAUUCUGCACAACAACUCGAGGACUGCGAGGAUCCGACGGCAGGAUCAGCGGCCAAUUAUAUGGUUCAAACGGGGUACAUAGGAAUGCUGGCCGUAAGCAAAUCAUACCGGCGCAAGGGAAUUGGCAAAGACUUGGUGCGACAAGUUUUGAAGCGCAUGAAAGCAAGAAGAUGCACUUCUGUCACGUUAGAAACGGUAAGUACAUUGUAGCGAGGGAACGUGACCCGAAUGAUGGAAACAUAUUUUCUAUUGUUGUUGAAACAAAAAACAUCUAUCAUUGCAGCUCUAACGGUCUCUUUCUGAAUGGAUAAUUCUGUCUUGGCAUCUCCCACGCGAUUGGAAUCGAACACGAAAUGGCAGGAAGUUUCGAACGUAACAGCGCAAAAACUAUACCAGGAUCAUUUUGGCUUUAUUCGAGAAGAGCUGCUGGUACGAUACUAUCUAAACUGUGGCGAUGCUUAUCGGUUGCGACUGUGGUUUUGAGAUGCAUUGCAGUGCGUGCAACUUGGAAAAAUGCAAUCGAGGAAGACAUUGCAAACUACAG